AUGGCAGAUCCAGGCUCUGAUCGGACGCUGCCGAAACAGGUCAUUGACUACAGUUUUCAGAAUGCAGCCAGGAGCCUCGGGUCUGGGUCCCUGAAGAUCUUCAGAAGCCUUUUGCAGGUGAAACUGAUUGACUACAUCCACAGACAACGGCAGUGUAAGCUGAGUGUGCCCCUGAAUGACAGGACAGCAGAGCUCAACAGCUACCCAAGAUUCAAUGACUGGUUAGACAUUGUCAAUGUGAGGAAAGAAGUUGUACAGAGAAUACCAGAGGAGCUAACCUUAGAUGCCUUACUAGAAAUGAAUGAGUCAAAGGUGAAAGAAACAAUGAAGAGAUGUGGUGCCAGAGAUGAAGAGUGCUCCAGACUCAAUGGGGCACUGAGCUGCUUACGGAAGGUGACUGAGUCAGGUGGGGAUUUAAAAGAUGAUGUGCUGAUGAAUCUUUCUGAGGCACGCCGAGAGAACAGCUCUACAAACACGACCGAAUCCCCCUGCUCCUCUGCGCCCACGUGGACUUCCUCUGCACUGCACCUUCCCAAGGGCAGCAGCCAGCAGGCACGUUCUGUGUCAGUAUCUACAAUCCCAUCUUCAGAUUCUCCUGCCUCGAGUCAUGGACCUUCUAUCUAUGCAGAAAACCUCCUGGACCCUUUUGCAUUCCCCGCACACAGUGGAAGGUUAACGCCAAGGACUCCUCACAGCAUCACCAUCACUCCACCAACCACUCCUCAAGCCAAGAGACGGCAUAAGUUGAAGCCACCACGGACUCCUCCUCCCCCUUCCCGGAAGGUUUUUCAGCUGCUACCUAACUUUCCAACCCUCACAAGGAGCAAGUCCCACGAAUCACAGUUGGGAAACAGGAUAGAUGAAGUUCCUCCAAUAAA
Molecule: messenger RNA, 878 nt
Organism: Pelecanus crispus (Dalmatian pelican)
Lineage: Eukaryota; Metazoa; Chordata; Aves; Pelecaniformes; Pelecanidae
Source: RefSeq, a predicted model, not a curated record